Molecule: messenger RNA, 1992 nt
Organism: Anthostomella pinea
Lineage: Eukaryota; Fungi; Ascomycota; Sordariomycetes; Xylariales; Xylariaceae
Source: the annotation of a GenBank genome assembly
AUGCCGGAAGCAGCUACAGCUGCCGCUGGCGAUGGCCGCGGAGAGCAGCAAGGCCAGUCGAUGAUGUACAAGGUCGCUCAGGGUCUGCUCCUAUAUUUCGGCAUGCAGUUUGUGAUGAAGCAGUUCACCGGCGGCAACAAAUCACAGACGGCCACGACUAAAGAUGCAGCUGGUCAGGUCGUUCCGGUGCCUGCUAACAACGGCGACAUCCCUGCUUUCCAACUGCGACCGAACCAUCUCGACGAAGGCGCAAGUUACAGCCCGAUCCCGCAGCGCAUUGCCCCCAUUUGGCCCACCGAUAGCACCGUUGAUAUCGUUGUUAUUCUCUCAAACACUUUCGUAUCUGUGAAAAUUGCCAGUGUGCCGAAGGAGCUGGUAGCUUUGAAAGAGACGGGUUUCAAGCUGGGCAACACGAGUGACAGCCGAGUCGCCGAGACCACCUUCGACGUGCCUACAUCUGUACAAAAUAACGGGACACUUUGGGGCCAGUUCUACAUCGGACUCACGGGUGCCAACCUGGAUCCGAAAGAGCCAAACUUCGAUCCUGCUACCGCCGUCCACUUCGUACACCCCCUGACCCAGUACAUCCCCAAGAAGAAGGAAGCAAAGACUCGGAAUUUGCUAGAAGGCAAGGCUGACCUGGAAGCGGAGGAGCCUGAGGAGCAACCUACUGGACCGGUCAUUGCCAACUACUAUCACCCCAACACGAGCCUUGCAUUCAUUCCUGACACGGGUGUCUUGAGCUUCCCUCAGAUGCAGCCGGCUGCUCGUCAGUUCCUACACCUGGAGCCGACGGGUGCUCGUGAUGGUUCUGGUCAAAAUUCUUGGUACUAUCCGGUCUUAUACGUCAACACCUUUUGGCAAUUGAGGAGUCACAUGACCCUUUUGAACGAUACAGUCAAGUCCCUUCCGAUGAGGCUUGAUCUGGGUAACAUGAAGAGCUGGCAGUUCAACAUCAUGGCGUCAGUCGAUUACAACUCCAAGAUGCAAGCUCACCAGGCUGCCUUUGGUGGUUCUAUCCCAGGCGGCGGAGACGGUAGCGAAAUUGAACUCAUCAAGGAGAUCUUCUUGGACACUAACCCCUAUCUGCUUGGCGUAACAGCCAUCGUGAGUGUUGUUCACUUGCUUCUUGAGAUGCUCUCCUUUGGUUCCGACAUUGCCCACUAUCGGAAGAAGAAGGACAACGUGGGUAUUUCUGUGCGCUCGAUUCUCGCAAACGUCUUCAUGCAAGCUGUCAUCUUCUUGUACCUGGUCGACAACUCUCAGAACACAAGCUGGAUGAUUCUUGGCUCGCAAGGUGUGGGUAUCCUGAUCGAAUUUUGGAAGAUCACCACGGUGGUCAAUGUCCGCCUUCGUCCAGCGCCACCAGGCUCACUUAUACCCUACCGGGUCGCCUUCGAAGACAAGUACAAGCUUAGCGAGACUGAGGAGAAGACCAAGGAGUAUGACGAGAUCGCCUUCAAGUACAUGUACAUUGCUGGCGUGCCUCUCUUGAUCGCCUAUGCGAUCUACUCUCUGAUCUACGACUCGCACAAGUCGUGGUACUCCUUCGUCAUCACCACAUUGGUCGGUUCCGUCUACGCGUAUGGUUUCCUGAUGAUGGUACCCUCGCUUUACAUCAACUACCGACUCAAGUCUGUCGCACACAUGCCCGGAAAGGCCAUGAUGUACAAGUUUGUGAACACCUUCAUCGACGACCUCUUCGCCUUCACCAUCAAGAUGCCCUUCCUGCACCGCCUCGCCACCUUCCGAGACGACCUAAUCUUCUUCGUCUACAUAUACCAACGCUGGGCCUACAAGAUCGACUACACGCGCGUCAACGAGUUCGGCCAGGGUGGUGAAGACGACGAGCCAGAACCGCCGAAGGAGGGCAAGGCCAAGGCGCAGGCCAAGUCCAUGCCCAAGAUUGAUGUUACGGGAGCGCAGGAGAUGCUGGGCGAUGUUAAGGCUAGUGGUACCGACGCCACGGGCGCCACGAAGAAGAGGAAGUGA